UAAAGAUAUACACUCGGGUUGUUGAUCGACCACAUACCGCCGUCUAUUCAUCGAUCUUGCUUUUUAAUUUCUAUCAUAACUCAUCUUGUGCGCAACUUAAAGACCUCCCUCGUCGCUUGUGUCCCGGUUAAACAGGUUACACAACCAUUUACACGCACCUCUGAUAUCCGACCCGGCGGCAGUGGGUCCAACCCGUGUUAGUCCACAAAUACGGUGCAUACAUACGUACAUACAUACCUAGGUACAUAUAUGGUGCGGGCGUUGUGACCCCUCCUCUACCUCUCCUGGCACAAGACGCCCACACACACACGACCCUGUCAACCCCUUAGACGAUGGUCCAAGAUGGUCACCUGCUGCUAGUCGGCACCUUCAGGACGCCCGACGUCUACACCCUGCUGUUCAAGCCACCCAGCCGGCCGGGCAAGGACGACGCCUCCCUGACAGUCGCGAAGAGGUCCAAGGCCGUGGGCGGCCACUCGUGGCUGGCCCUGUCGGCGGACAAGACGCGGCUGUACGCGACGUGCUGGACGGACCCGCCCUCGGUGGCGUCGUACCGCAUCCGCGACGACGCCUCGGUCGAGCUGCUGAACACGAAGCCCGUCCGCGCCCUGAGCGGCUACGUCGCCGUCUCGGACAGGUACCUGUACUCGGCCGGGGGCCCCUCGGGCGAGGUGUUCAGCCUGGCCCCCGACGGGAGCAUCGGGGACCUGGCGCAGGAGGUGUCGUUCCGGAGGGCCGAGGAGCUCGACGACGGCAGGCGGGACGGCGUCGCCCACGGCAGCUUCGGCGGCCUGCGCCACGGCUCGCACUCGGUCGACCUCUCGCCCGACGGCAAGAGCCUGUACGUCGCCGACAUUGGCCACAACUGCAUCUGGACGUACUCGGUCGACGAGUCCGGGCCCAGUGCUGCUGCUGCUGCUGCCGCCACCACCAACGGCACAACCAACGGCACCAGCGAGAAGACGAAGGCGGCGACGACCACGUCGGGGCCCCUGACCCUCGGCACCAAGCACAUCUCCCCGCGGCCCAACGACGGGCCCCGCCACACCUGGCCGCACCCGAGCGGCCGCGUGCUGUACUGCGUGCAGGAGCACAGCGGCAUGGUGGACGCCUUCCGCGUGGCCGCCGACGGCGUCACGCUCGAGCACAUGCAGGGCUUCACCAUCCUGCCCGAGGGCCAGCGGUGCGAGGACUUCUGGGCCGACGAGGUGCGGGUCAGCAACGCCCACCACACCACCAACAACAACGCGCCGCGGUACCUGUACGCCUCGACGCGGGGGCUCGAGCCCGGCACCAAGGGGUACGUCGCGGCCUACGAGCUGGACGCGGACGGCGGCAUCGCCGGCCCCGCGGUCGACAUCUUCGAGACGCGCACGAGCGGCGGGCUGGCCAACGCCAUCGAGCCCGCGCCGGGCCCGCUCGUCUCGGACGGCAGCGACGAGUUCAUCGCCCUGACGGACAGCGAGGAGGGGCUCGUGGUCAUCCUCGCCUUUGACGGGUCGAGGUUCAGGGAGGUCGCCUCGACGAGGCUGGUGCGCGACGGCGGCGAGGCGGCCACGGCGGCCACGGCUGUCUGGCUGUGAGGCUGGCGAGCAGGCAACAUUCGAUGAGGCGAGCAACCCCGUACAGUUGGGCGGGCGUGCUGGCCUGGUAAGCUGGAGAGACGGAGAUACCUGGCCGAAGGGGCCCUGAUUAUGUGUGCGCCUUUGAGCGAACCAUGUGAGCAACAAGAUCAUACAAUAUAUGAACACUCUUAAUUUUUGGCCA
Diaporthe batatas is the source of this 1767-nucleotide messenger RNA. RefSeq lists its product as uncharacterized. Gene Ontology annotation, molecular function: protein binding; 6-phosphogluconolactonase activity. Bases 333 to 1583 code for a protein of 416 amino acids. NCBI's taxonomy places the organism in Eukaryota, Fungi, Ascomycota, Sordariomycetes, Diaporthales, Diaporthaceae. The record is from RefSeq and is a predicted model, not a curated record. The transcript has a single exon.